Molecule: messenger RNA, 4881 nt
Organism: Toxotes jaculatrix (banded archerfish)
Lineage: Eukaryota; Metazoa; Chordata; Actinopteri; Toxotidae
Gene: cped1
Product: cadherin-like and PC-esterase domain containing 1
Exons: 21
Coding region: 1123-3996 (957 amino acids)
Source: RefSeq, a predicted model, not a curated record
ACCUACAGAGAAGCAGCAAAGUUUUCACUGACCGAACUUCAGCUGAAAAACUGAAGAAAGAACUGAAAUUCAUUUUGAUUCUGUGCAGAAAAUUAACCCCAGAGAAGCAGUGAAGCGUGAGGCUCCAUCCGGUGGAGGCCGGGCUGGAAAUCUGACGACCUCUUUUCUUCUCCUGUUGGAUUUAACUCAAACCAGAUGGUCCGCCUGCCAGACUCCAGCUCUGGGUUGGUUGUUUUUGACCUCUCUCUGACGCCACCAAACUUCGUCUGUUUUUCUUCUAAUUUAUACCCUCGACUUAAAACGGAAAAUGUGCCGCUGUGACUGGGUUUAACGGAUCCUUUUUGUUUUCUCCCUGUUAGCGGGGCGUUCCAGUUCCUCUGGAGGUCCCGUUAUGACUCCAGCUUUACUCUGAGUUUUCAUCAGCUGACAGGACGCGUUCCUCCAGCGCUGACGCGGAAAAAACGAAGACGCAGAGCAGCGUCGUGCUCGUUGGAUCCAGGCGGAUAAUCGGGAAAUGAAGGAGAAUCGUUGCCUUUGAAGCGUCCUGGCCAUCUUUAAAGCCACAUGACCGCCGAGGAGGCGAACAGAUGCUGUUCGGCUGCUUUGAAGCGCCGCGCGUUGUGGCUGCUCUGCUUGUUUCUGGGUCCGUCACCAGCGCACAGAGCUUCCACUCAAAAUCAGCGCGUUUUAAACUGUGAUUCGUUACUGAUGACAGGUCCUUCAAUUUAAAACACAAGUGAAUACUUUUUCAUACUCCAUUGAAUCCACUAGUACAUUCGGCAUAAAUAGAAUUCAUCUUUAUUCAAACAAUACAGUCACAUUUACCGAAGUUUCCAGCAGCCGACAUCCAUUCAUAUCAGCAGACUUCUCUGAAAACGCGUUUUAACAUUUGUUAUCGAUAAACGUUCUUUAGGUUUAUAGAAUGAGUUGAUACCUUUUCCAACAGAAACAAACAAACAAAGGCCUUUAUUUUAACGAGACACUGACUUCAGUUCAUGUAAAGGGAGGAAACUUCCCCAACUUCACUUCAGUUCCGCAGGGACUGAGGACUGAGAUGAGCCCGACCAAGAUGCGGAUCCACGGUGAAACCCUCGGGACUGUGAAGUGAAGGUUUUCCCUCUCAUGCGGUGCCUCCUGGCUUCAGCCGGCGGACUUCUCCUGAGGGACGCCGGGAUGCUGCUCCGCCGCCGCUCCUGCUCCGGCCCGCUGCUGCUGCUCGGAGUGGCGGUGUGUCUCUUCUACCAGACCCUGAUGGUGGCCCGGAACCGGCUCCGGUCCGGACAACAACAACCCCCCGCUGAUGUUCGCAGCAGGAAAUCGUCAGAAGAAAACCUGAUGGAGGAGACCAGAAGGUUCAUUUCUACCCUGGAAACGUUUCAGAGGGAGACUCAGGUCCAGGUGUGGUCUCAGAAACCCCCCCGGCGUCGGCAGGCCGUGGUUCUGACCGGUCGACACCUGGUCUCUGACACCGAGGUCCAACUGUACCGGCAGGUUCUGCAGCAGAUGGACUACGAGGUCCAGAUGUCCAGAUACACUGAGACCAGCAGCUUCCUCAGAACAAACCAGGGUGUGAGUGGGUGGAGCCUGUUGCUGUGUCUCAGUAGUUCUGAGCAGAGCUGUCUGAGGAGAGUCUCCUUCUCUCACCUGCAGCAUCAUCAGACGGUGAACCUGAUUCCCAGGCUGAUGGAGGCCUUCUCUGAUGCAGGUGGAGGACUCUGUCGCUUUUACUCUCACUCGCACCUGACAGGGUCAGAUUUACCCAUGAAGCCAUACUCCUGUGGAUCCACCAAUCAGAAGCUGCAGGUUCCUCAGGACAGUCAGUCACCUGUUGGGGACCCGCCUCCUGGUCUGGUUGCCAUGGUGAAUGUUUACGUCCUGGUGACCUCAGUCAGACCGAUGAUUUCAUUCCUGCAUGACAUCAGCGUGGUGACGACCAAUCGGGAGCUGAUGGGACGACCUGUGAAGCUCAGGCACUUCCUGCUGCAGCAGCUGGGACCAUCAGUCUCCCAUCAGGCUUUGGGGCAGGUGAAGCAGGUGAUAGGUGAAGUGCUGCAGGCGGCAGCAUCGACCAACGAGAGGACGCAAACUGUCCACAGGUGUGUGUUGUGUUACCAGCUGCUCACCUUCACUCUGCUGUUCAGCGGCUCCGUCACACCUGUUGUAGUCCAGGUGGACACUGAUUUGACGUUUUCUGCUCUGAGUGACGACACGUUUGACAGACAGAUCACCAGAGACCUGAUCCUGGAGGGCACGCUGCACUUCCUGCUGACGACACACACGGCGCGCAGACAGCAGUACGGUGGCUGCACAGGGACACACGGCCUGUGUUUGUCAGAGGAUGACUUUCUUCUUCUGCUUCAGUUUCGGCGACAGAUGGCGACGCCCUCAUCCUUUCAGCUGCUGUUUCCCUCCUCCUCCUCCUCCACCUCCUCGUCCUCGUCCUCCACCUCCUCCUCCUCCUCCUUGUCCUCCUCCUCUGGUCCUCUGAGUGUCCCUGAUCUCCUGAUCAGGAUCAGCCGUUACUAUGAGCUCCACAGAAACCUAAGCUCCAGAAGAGAUGAGACAGAAGCUUUGACCAAUCAGGAGUCAGCUGUGUCCUCUUCACAAGACAGAGCUGCAGGUAAAGGUCCCUGUGUGGACCCCCACCUCAGACAGAUCUACACCGACCCCCCCCUCACCCUGACUCCCCUCUUCAGCCCUAGGGUGAAGGAGUACCGUGUCGAGGUGACCUUUGACACGGUGACUGUUCGAAUCCGGCCAGAGCCCGUCAGCUCGGCUUGCGGUGUCCACCUGGAUGAGCACCGAGGACCCAGGAUGGCGAACUACCCGGUCGGCCUCGGCAACAGCAGGAUCAGCAUCCUGGUGACGGACGACGCCGAGCCGGAGCCCGUCGUCAUGACGAUCUACACCGUCCAUGUGUACCGCGAGAGCCGACCCAGUCUGCCCAUGUUCGGAGAUCAUGUGAUGUGCAGCUUUGUGCAGGACUGUGGUCUGCUGGUUCGGCCCGGUCAGCCCUGCGGCCUGCAGCCCUUCACCAGGUCUCAGAGUCCACUUCAGAUCUGCAGCUCGGGACACGUACGAGGUUGGUGGGUGGUUCCUUGUCUGAGCUGUUCUGACAACAGGACGUGUGAUUGGAGAGAGGCUGCCUGGCAACCAGAUGGCUGUUACCACCUGUUAGUGGACCGCCCUCUGCUGCAGGACUGUAUGAAGGACAGGAAGGUGUUGUUUAUUGGCGAUUCGACCAAUCGCGGGAUGAUGUACUUCCUGAUGGAGCAGGUGAACUCCAGCCUGGAGGACUGGGGCAAAGCUCAUGACUUGCUGGUCUACAGAAACCUGAAUGGAGGACGGACUCUGGUCAGCUACUCGUAUUAUCCACAGUUCUGGUUGGAGAAGAAACUGAGGCCAACAUUCAGACAGGCGCUGCUGCAGCUGCUCAACAGGUCUCGACCUUUGGUGAACUCUAAUCUGACGGUGCUGGUCGUGGGAGGAGUCCAGUGGCUCAACACCAAUCACCUGAGGACAGUCAGAGAGGUGCUGGACAGUGAGUCUCUCAGUAACAUCCUGGUGGUGGUGAAGUCUUUGGGGAUGGGCUUCCACCUUCCUGUGGACGGGAUCAGGUCUCUCACUCAGAGGGAAAUCCAAGAUCUCGACAAAGAGAACGACAACAUCAUUGCCACAGCAAAGCAUCAUGGGUACGAGGCGAUUGACACGUUCAGCAUCACCAUGGGUCGAUACAAAGAGUUCCUGCAGGGACGAUGUGCCUGCCACUUCCAUGAGGUGGAGAAGUUUUGGUCCUCCAAGCCUCCAGAUGACGCAAUGUCCACCAGCAACAGAACCAGAUCCACCAGACCCGGACUCAGCAGCCAAUCAGCUGUGCAGGACACAGACCAGGAAGUGAGACCUGAUGCUCUAACCUAUCACGUGAGAGGACCAGUGAACCAGGUGUACUCUCAGAUCCUGCUCAGCCGCAUGUGUCCCAAAAUCAGAAACACCUGAGUGUGUGUGCGUGUGAGUGUGAGAGGCAGUAACAGGUGAGUCCUGUAGGUAGACUCACCUGUUGACUCACCGGAUUGAGAUGAAUAAAGACAAAUGAAGAAAAAAGAAGAAGAAGGAGAUAAACUUUAAACUCCUCCCCCGUUUCUUCAGGAACAUGAAGGUGUGAUUGUUUCUGUUCUGCAGCUUCCUCUUCCAGGAGUUUAAAGGGCUCCUGUUUGCAGCAACAGCUUUCAGUGACUUUCAGUGAUUUCCUCCUCUCCGGCCGUUUUCCAGUGAAGCACCAGGUUCGUUUCACCACCAUGUUUCUGAAGCCAGGUGUUGAACAGCAGCUGGUUUCCAAAGUGUAUCAGCUGCUUUCUGAUGCAAAGCUAACUCCCAGUGUCUAGUUACUAGUUUAUGAUGUGUCCUCGCUCGUCCCUGGUGAAAACCGUUGGCCUUGGUUGUUGAGCUCCAGCAGUUUUUCUGGACCUGUGCUCAGCUGAAGCUCCUCUGAUAUUUAAUCAAACACUGAUAUUGGCCUGAUAUUGAUCAGCUCUCCUCUCUGUAACUCUGACCAACCUCUUUGUGUCUUAGUGUCUUCUUCAUAUAUUUCCACAUACCUCAGCCAGUGACUUUAUGUGUAUAUGAGAAAUGAUUCAAAGCCAAAGACGAGAUGAUAACUCUGUUCAUCAUGUGAAAGAAAUGUCUUAUAUUUGAUCUCUGCUUAUAUUUUCUAUAUUUUUCUACAGAUGUUUAUUGUGCCUUUAUCUCUAUAAACAUGUUUACAUGCUGGAAAAUAGAAUAUAUGAAUAUUAAUAUGAGUGUUAUAAUUUUCUUUGAGCUUUAAAGUAUGAAAACAUUUAGCACAAACACAUUUUCUCAUUAACAGAUCAAACUGAGGACUGA